AUGGUUGUCAAACAGAUUGACCUAGUGUGGAAAAGGAGAUUUGAAAUCAUGGUGUCAAGAUUAGAUAGCAUCUGCCCUAUGACUGAUAUUGCUGGAAGGGCACAAAGUCAGGCCAACAUUGAAGUGGAUAUCUUCCUACGGGUUACCAACUAUGAAGAGACUCUCCGCCAGUUGGAUAUGUAUUAUGGAAUCAUCAAGCGCAAGAUCCUGGCUUACCAGAGUAUCACUUUGGGAAUUUUCCCUUCCUUCUCUGAGGAAACAGACAUAGGAGAUGUUCGCACCAGCAUCAAUUGUGCCAAAGCUAUAUGGAGUCUGUUUCAGGCAUAUAGGCGAAUCGAUGAUGACCGAGGACGUUCUUAUGAACUGAGUCAGUCAGCCAUCAAGUGUAUGAGAGGUAUUCUGCAGUGUUGGCUUAGGCAGGCUUCCAGAAUAGAAAAGUUUAAGGAGCUCCAAUGUCACCAGAAUGCCCUUCAUAUUAAAUUCCAUCUUGAAACUGGUGAAGAGGUGAUCAGUGAGCAAAACUAUGGACACCUGCAGGCAAGUUGCUCGAAUAUUGAUGUCAUUUCCCUGUAUUUGAUAACUUUGACUCAGAUGAUCAAUUCAGGGCUUCAGAUCAUUUACACAAUGGACGAAGUGAACUUCAUUCAGAAUUUGGUGUACUAUGUGGAAAGAGCCUAUCGAACUCCUGAUUUUGGGAUGUGGGAACGAGGAAGCAAGUAUAACAAUGGGACCCCUGAAAUGCAUGCCAGUUCAAUUGGGAUGGCAAAAUCAGCUCUCGAGGCAAUCAAUGGCCUGAACCUCUUUGGAGAGAGGGGAGCUUCUUGGUCUGUCAUAUAUGUGGAUAUAGAUGCUCACAAUAGGAAUAGGAGCAUAUUUGAAGCCCUCCUUCCCAGAGAGUCUAGCUCCAAGAACACAGAUGCUUCCCUCCUGACAACAAUUUCAUAUCCAGCCUUUGCAACACAUGAUGAUGCCAUCUAUGUGCAGACUAAAGGCAAAGUGAUUGCAAAGUUGAAAGGUGAAUAUGGCUUCAAACGAUUCUUACGAGAUGGUUAUGGAACUGUUGUUGAAGAUCCCUGCAGGAGAUUCUAUUAUAAAGGAGAAACUAAAGAAUUCGAGAACAUCGAAAGUGAGUGGCCCUUGUUCUUUGCAUACCUCGUCAUUGACGGUAUAUUCAAAGGAGACCAGGAGCAGGUCAAAGAUUACCAGAAGCUCUUGAAGAAGAGGGUGCGACGAGACAAGUAUGGUGAUCCUUUGAUCCCUCAAUACUACUUUGUGCCUGUGGACUCUGUAUCCUACGAGAAGCAAGAUCCAGGGUCUCAGCCUCGUGUUGCAUCCAAGAAAGGUUCCUCCAGUAGCAAUGUCUUCCUUUGGGGAACAUCAGUUUACAUCAUCUCCCAGCUUCUAGUUGAGGGUCUUUUACAUGUGAAUGAGAUCGAUCCCAUCCGCAGAUAUCUUCCUUCCUACACUCGUCCUAGAAGGACGGGUCGAUACUCUGCUUUUCAGGGAACAGCAAGUGAUCUCGUCGUUCAGGUGGUCCUCAUUGCCGAGUCCAUGCGUCUCCAAGCCAUGAUGGCCACUUACGGCAUUCAGACUCAAACACCCCAUGAAGUGGAACCUGUCCAAAUCUGGCCCCCUAGUGAGCUGAUCAAGAUUUACAAGUACCUUGGAAUUUCCAAAAAGUUAGGUCUGGAUGGACGUCCCGCAAGACCCAUUGGAGCCUUGGGUACCAGCAAGAUUUAUCGGAUCUGCGGGCAGACCGUUCUCUGCUAUCCUCUCAUCUUCGAAGUGUCUGACUUUUACUUGUCCCACGACAUGGCCCUUCUCAUUGAUGACAUCCGCACAGAAUUGCAGUUUGUUGGCAGGCAUUGGCGCUUGACAGGCCGACCCACCAUCUGUCUCCUCAUUCGGGAAGAGCACAUGAGGGACCCAAAGUUCAGAGAAAUGCUGGACUUACUUGCCCAGCUCAAGAGUGGUUAUUGUGAUGGUUUAAAAGUCAGAAUGGGUAGGCUUCAGAAUCUCAUGGCUUCCUCAUGCAUUGAGCAUUUGGACUUUCUCAAUCUUGUUGAUGUGAAUCUGUUGGAAGUAUCUCCCUUUCAGCAGUUGCAACAUGCUUCCAUUGGUUAUCAGAGUUUGACUGACAUCCCAAAGGCAAUAGCCUAUUCUGAACCAAGAGUCAACUUUGAGGAGUUUGAGCUCAAAUCCACCAGUGAGAUUAUGGAAGCCCUCAAAAUGUCAGACACCAUGUGGGCUCAGAGUCAUCUACUCUGCAUUCUUCUCAGAAGAGAAGGAUUUGAUUACAUGAUUGAAGGUGUAUCGGUGAGAGAGAGGCUGGUCUUGAUUGAGAGGCAAGCCGGAAUGCUCAAGCACUGGAGUGUUGUUCGCUUCUGCUCCAGCCUUCUUCAGAAGCUGGUGCACAGUGUCUCCCCAUGCAUCACCUCGAUUCUUGUCACAGGGAAGCAGCUGACCAUCGGGGUUGUGCCCAAGCAGGAAGUUGUUCUCGACAAGCCUAUGGCUCCUUCAGACAUUCGGAGUCUCAUCUACAGCUCCAUUACACCUGAUACACAUGACAUUUUCCAAGCAGUGCUGCAGCAGGAGAUCAUCCUUUAUGCUGGAAAGCUCAUAAGCACUCAUCCAGAUAUAUUCAGUGGAAUCCUCAAGUUUCGUGUCGGAUGGGUGUUGAGGGCCAUGGAGACAUAUCAGAAGGCUUUUGUGGGCGAAGAGGCCGAGCCCCUCGAGUGUUGCAGUCCGAGUGAGAUCCGUCGCCUGCUCUUCAAAGUUCUCACCAUUGAAGAAUGGGCUGAACCUGAGAGUUUGAUUCCAUAUAUCCGGCGUCAGUUGGAAGGUUGCCUUGGCAGGGUCCCACCUGACUUUUACCAAAGAGUGUGGCAGAUUCUAAGCAAAGCUUCCAAGGGUCUCAUCAUCGGCAAGAACCUCCUUCCGCAGCAGCCGACCCUCUCCGAGAUGACCAUGUCCGAACACGGCUUUGCCAUACGCAUCGAGGAGAUGCUGAACAGCAUCUCAUGCCCAGAAUAUCGACAGGUCCUCGUCGAGCUCGUCCUGGUGAUCUCCACGAUCCUGACCCGCAACCCCGAGCUUUACUUCCCCGAACCGGUGGAUUUGGACGACCUGUUGUCAAAGGCCUUCAUGUUGACCGAGGAGGGGAAGGUCAGAGGAGACAUGAAGCCCUUCUUCAGUGCAUCUUAUGCCAAAGUCACCGGUUACUUGGCACGGGCAGUGGUCAAUCACAUCCUGUCUGAUGACAUCAGCUCCUUCAAUCUGGAUGACCAAUGCUGCAAAGUGUCAUAAACCUCAACUCCCUGCCCUUUUUUUUGUAGUCAAAAGUGUAUCUUGCCCAGGAAUAUGAUUUGACUGAAUUUGACACCUUAAGGCAGUUAUUCCCCUUACUACUGUACUUCCUUUGCUGGUGCUUGGCCAUUAGGAUUCAGCAUAUGUGCAAACGAUGGUGCAUGACAAUGGUAUUGUAAUCCCCUCUGAUGAAUCUUUUUGACUUCAUAUACUUUGUUGAAAUUUUGAUAGUCUGUGGAUGGCCCUCUUUUAGUGCCUCUAGGCAGGUAAUGCCACUAUGUGGUCUAAUAACUUGUUUAGUUUCAUGGUGAUGCAAAAUAGAUUGUUGAUCCACCUCUGACCCCAACAGAAUGUGAUAUUGUUCCUAUUGCAAUUGCUCCAUCUUUAUGAAAGCAACCUAAUCGUGCUCCUUGUCCAAUACUUUAGAUCGUCGAGACAAAGCAGCAUACCCGAGCUACCCUCGCGCACUGGUAUCUUUAUGCUGUAAUUUAUCUUCGUGUUGAAGCCUAUUAUUCUGUCAGAGCUCGUAUUUUCUCAAGCCUCUAGUGAAACUCACAGACUUAGAGCAUGUGAUCUCACUUGUGAUCCAGAGGGAAAUAUUUGCCUAAGGCGGUCAGAGGCGAGCAUCUUCGAAACAGCUAGUCAUUUGCUGGAAGCGGGUCAUCUGCAGAACAUCUCACCACAAUCAGAUCUGCAGCGCGAUCCUCUGGACGUUUUCGUGCAGCAGUCGUACCGAGCCCGAUGAUGCGAGUCGUGAUCUGUUUUUUUUGCAUCUGAAUUGUGAUCCAUUUCACACCUGUCAGCAGUCCCAGUCUUCUUGCACUUAUAACUUGUACCUUCCCU
Molecule: messenger RNA, 4149 nt
Organism: Darwinula stevensoni
Lineage: Eukaryota; Metazoa; Arthropoda; Ostracoda; Podocopida; Darwinulidae
Source: the annotation of a GenBank genome assembly